AUGUCAGAGGCAGGGCUAGGCUUGGAAUCCCCGGAAGCCCUCUACUUUCCCAGCUUGGGUGAUCUGCAAGACGCGGCCAAGGGUCAGCAGCAUCAACAAGCAACGGUGGCCACAAAAGGCGAGGAGUCAGCAUUGUCUCCUGACCGCAUUCACAGCAGCCACGUUCUCAAGCAGCUGGAGAAGCUUGCAACUGAAUUGACCACCACUGGCUUGUAUGCGGACUCAUCUGCUGCACAACAGCAGACCUCGUCUACAGGGCCAUCAUCCUCCACUUCAGCGCGCUCACAUCCCCCACGCCAAUCAGUCCCUCACCCGAACUCUUCACCAUCUACCACCCUGUCCCCUCCCCCAACCACCGCAGACGACAUCAGCCGAGGACUGCUACACCAUGCCGUACCCAAGAUUGAUCGCAGGCCUUUGUUGGUAGAGUGGAGACCUGGAGUGCAGGGCGAUCGAUGUCGUCGACUUGCGCAAAGCGCUUUGCGCGCCAAGCCGGUCCAGGCUGCCAUCGAAGAGAUAUGUACGACGGCAAAAGGUGCGAGGGACGAGACUGCGCUCGCGGUCGCCAUUACCAAGCUCCUCAACCACUUCGGUAUUCAGCUACAGCUGCUGCUAGCUGCAUCGCUCUCGACGUGCGAGCGUCCUUCUGCCCCUUCGACAGCUGAGCAGCCUACAUUGGGGUCUGCACAUGCACCGACUCAGACGGAUGCGGCAAGAUUCGCCGACUCGCCCGUUCGCGCUGUUGAGCGAGGCAACUUGUCAGUGACAACCGCCGGUCCAGAAAGCAACAGGCCCGACAUUGUUCUUCAAGCCAAGCCUGGUAAGGUCAUGUGUGCGGAUCUUUGCGACGCACACAGCACUACAGGCGAUGGCGCAUCGGACGCGCAGGGGCAGGGCGGUCCACAUCCAUGGUUAUUCUACGUAGCCGCCGUAGAGGUCAAAUUCAAGAAGAGCGAUUUGCUUGCUACCCGCACGGUGGGCCAGAUUUUUCGAUAUGGGCGACAACUUCUCGUUGGCCACCCGUUCGCUGAGCGUGUGCACGUGCUAUGUUGGGCGGGACUGAGGGUGCAAGUCUGGCAAUUCAAUGCCAACGCAGUCUUCGUCUCUCCGAUCAUCGAAAUUUCGAGGAGCACAGCGCUUCAGCAGAGCGGCGAUGCAACAGCCCACGACUCCCUAGACGAGCUCGGCAAGCUCCUCUUCCUGCUCGUCUCUGGUCAAGAGACGGUGUUACCGCGGUGGACACCUCUCAUUCCUAUCGCGAAGCAAUCACUCGAGCAUAUCGGCUUGACUGUCAUUGAUCGCGAAAAGUUGAAGCUCAUCAACGUGCGUUACACUCUCAAUGGCUCCCGAACUGUGCUCUUCGGUACUCCGUUUCUCAACGUCAGACUCAAGGACGCGGGGACACAGGCAAAGAGAGUAGUACAGCAACUUGACGAGCGCGACCUCUGGGUGUUCUUCAAGUGCUGCUGGCUCCCCGAGCGGCUUGGGGACCACGAGCACUCGAUUUUAGAGCGCUUGAACGGUCGUGGCGGCGCACCAACGCCUUUAGGUUUGAUCUCUCUCCCUUGGAAGACCAGCUCCCGUCAGCGACUACCAAGUCAGUCGGGCGAGAAUGACACAGCGCCUUUGUCCGCAUACGUCGUCGUCUUCGCCCAGCACCGAGGACAUCACAUCCCGUACGAUGCCGAUGUGAGCACCAAAGCGAGCAUAUUUGCUCAACUGUCACGUCAGUUGCUGGCAUAUGCAAAGCUCAGGUUCCACUACCGAGACCUGAACACGGGAAACGUCCUCAUGAGACACGGUACCUGUGGUGAAGCACUGCUCGUCCUUGCCGAUCAUGGCAACGUUCGUCAAAGCAACCGUCCACGCCGCGGAAAAUUCCACACAAGGAAGGAAAGGAAAGGAUCGCAGGGACCCUUAGAGGAUGUCAAGGAAAGCCUGGCGCACAUCAUUGAGGACGACGCUCGCUCCAUCAACCCGAUGUUUGAACCAACGACCUCAGCACUAGCCACCAAGACAUUGGGUGAUUACAGGCUUACGCUACAAAGUAUCGAAUCCAUCCAAUCUGAGCUGGAAGGAGACCAUUUGACAACUGGGGAGAUUUUGCAAGAAACAGGCAUGCUGGAACAGCUGCAAGCCGACGGUCGCCGGCUCUAUCGAAAAAUGUACACUUUGGCUCACCGAUACUGCGAUGACCUCGAGUCGGCGCUAUACGUCUUUUUGUGGCUCGAAGUGCCCGCCCCUUUGCAGAAAUAUCUCGAAUUGCAGCUUCGCGAUCCGUCCGUCAAGGAUCGCAAUUGGAGCCAAACUGCAGCGUGGCUAACGCUUUGCAGAAAGCUUCUCGACAAGCACGACAAGUGCGUCUUGAUUGGACUACUGAAAAUGCGUAGCAUCAUAUUUGAGGCUCAGCAGGCGGCACGGGUAGCUCUUGAAAAGUAUUACGAUGAUCAAAUCGCAGAGGAUGUGGGCCACAACGACGAGGAUAUCGAAAGCUUGCUCAGAAAGAAGCCGGAAAUGGAUCUGACUGAGGAGGAGGAGAGGUGCAUGGGCAUCGAUGUGCCCACUUGUUAUUGUGAAAUGAUUGUGGCUGCCGAGCAGCCGAUCUGA
Ceraceosorus guamensis is the source of this 2607-nucleotide messenger RNA. RefSeq lists its product as hypothetical. NCBI's taxonomy places the organism in Eukaryota, Fungi, Basidiomycota, Exobasidiomycetes, Ceraceosorales, Ceraceosoraceae. Bases 1 to 2607 code for a protein of 868 amino acids. The transcript is spliced from 3 exons. The record is from RefSeq and is a predicted model, not a curated record.